This is a messenger RNA of Triticum aestivum (bread wheat), 1784 nucleotides long. RefSeq lists its product as uncharacterized. Lineage: Eukaryota; Viridiplantae; Streptophyta; Magnoliopsida; Poales; Poaceae. Gene Ontology annotation, molecular function: protein binding. The coding region runs from base 71 to 1504 and encodes 477 amino acids. The record is from RefSeq and is a predicted model, not a curated record. The transcript is spliced from 4 exons.
GUCCGUUGCUCACUGUACUGCAAGUCUGAACACCAUUGAAGAUUCGGAGGUAGGGCUUUGCAAAGCUUCAAUGGAGUUGGGAACAAGAAGUCGCCGGCGUUCCCCGGAGCCAGGCCCAGGCCGCGGAGCGGACUACCUCAGCGCCCUCCCCGACGAUCUUCUGCUCCUGGUCCUCGCCCGCCUCGGCUGCGCCGCCGCCGCCGCGCGCACCGGCCUCCUCGCCCGCCGGUGGCGCGGCCUCUGGGCCCGCCUCCGCGACCUCGCCUUCCGGGACGUCGCGUUCCCGUCGCUCCAGGUGGCGCUCGGCCGCGUCGCCGUCCCUCCGCCAGCGGUCUCUCUCCUCGAGAUCCGCGUCCCCGGCAAGAUCAGGCCUGCCGCCGACGCCGUCACCUCACUGCUGCGCGCCGCCGCGCGGCUCGCGCCGGAGAAACUUGUCUUCGGCCUUACGGGACAUCUUCCGCUCCAAGAUCCGAAUCCCGCGGGCGUCGACCUGCCGUGCUUCCACCGCGCCACCUCGAUUGUGCUGGAGUGGAUCCCCUUCGUCCUCCGCGCACCGGCCGCCGGGGGCGAGUUCCCCGCCCUCCUGAAGCUGUCCCUCACGGGCUGCAAAGUCGACGACCUCGGCACCUUGCUCUCCCUCUGCCCACGCCUGCGCGUUCUCAGGCUCAAGAGCCUAAUUUGGCUCGGUGGCGACGACUUGACGACAGUCCACUCGGCGUCGCUGCAGGAGCUUGUCAUGGAGAGCAUCUGGACACACCGAGUCGAUAUCGUUGCUCCCAUCCUGAAGCAAUUGACGCUGUCCUCAUGGGCCGAAGCGCAGGUGAGCAUCUCCAUCUUGGCACCAAUGAUCCAGAAUGUCUCGUGGCAGUGGCUCUAUGACAAUGGAACUAUUGGGUUUGGUCUUUGGACCCUCGAGAAGCUGAGGCUACAGACGGCACAGAGACAGGGACAACUCCCUUCGCUGCUCAUUCAUGCCUCCAGUAGCUGGUAUAGUUUUACCGAUGAAGCCGCAAACUUUGCACAAGAGAUAGAGAAGCAUAUGGUUACUGACUUCUUUGCUUUGGAGCUACAUCUGAGAACAACAGGUCAUGUUUUUGGAGAAUUUGUGUUGCAUUUUCUUGGAUUGAAUCGGAUCCGCAGUGUUAUACGAAGACUUAAGGUCGUCCGAGUCCGACAGGGAUCAUGGGGGGAUGAAGCAUGCCCUGCAAAUUGUCCUUGUGACACUAUGAACUGGAGGACCCAAACUAUCUCCUUGACUGCCCUUGAAGAUUUAGAAAUCAAUGGCUUCGAAGCAGAGGAUCAUGAACUUGAUUUCUUGAAACUGAUACUCCAUUCUGCGCCAAUGCUUAAAACAGUGAUUGUGAAGUUGUCAGAUGAGAUCUCGUCAAGUGAUGAUACAAUCACGAAAAAAUGCAACAUCUUCAGAGCGUACCCUUCUGUGAAAUGUAAUGUUUAUCUGAGCUCUGGGUUAAUGCAUCAGAGCCAAAAUUGCCUGCUGACAUGAUUUUCAUCCUUACAUGGACAAGAUCAUCCCUCCCCAUGCUGGGCAUCUCUACAUAUUAGCUGGUUUCAGGAUUUUGCUUGGAGCCUGGUUUCUGGGACCCAUAAAAUGAGGGGUUGUUUUGGCGGUGCGGUGCGCUGCUGUUAUAGGCUCAGAGUGUUGCAAUCAUAGUUAUAUUUGGUUGGCCAAAUUAUUCUGCUGAACCGGUAUAUGCAAGUCAUGUUCUCCAAGUGAUUCUGUUAACCCUACGAUUUCUGUUGCAUAUCACUGUUUCUUUUCGUUU